AUGGCGUCUACACACGUAUCGAUGUCCAGCUGGGCGAAAAGGCUGCAAAGUGUUUCCGGCGAUGAUUUUAAGAUCUUACUCAAGGCUAUAGCGUCACCUGUUUACGUUGACGAAACUGUAGUCAAGACGGAACUGGCGUUGUUGAACACCAACAUACUCAAGUUGCUGAGAUCUUCAGAGUACGAGCAAGUUUGGAAAGGAUGCCACGCAGUUGCUGUGGUUUGCUCCUACAACCCACUGGUGCUAGUCACUUACAGCGGGCAAAUGCUUGUCGCGCUGAACUCUAAGUUGGAUCAGCUGGUCGGCUAUUUCCCUAACAUCACGGUAACCUUGAAAUUGAGAACGCUGCUAGAGACGCUUGUGUCUACGAUGAGUUGCAUCAUUGAUUUGAUGAGAUCGAAGGCGACUCUGUCCCGUGAAUCGCUCGUUCCAGCUUUGAAAGUGAUCAUUCCAGUGCUAAUCAAAUUGACGCCAUGGGAACCCAAAUUAACUUUGAAAGUGCUAAAGAACAUCCUUUCAAAGCACACCAACACGUUCAAGCCGUUUGCAACGAAGUACACAGUAGUGCUGGGCGAACUGAUUGAGCGUGACUACACCGCUAUGGAUAAGGCUACUCGGAAACUAGUAUGUGAUAAUUUUGCCUAUUUGCAUUUGAUCAAAGUCCAACCAAAGGAGGUCAAUGCGAAUGAAAGCCAUAAUAAGCCUUUCCCAGAUGCUACUUGGAGACAAGGUAUUCUAUCUGUGAUCUCCGAAUUCAAGUCGAUUGUGGAGCUAUUCCCUGAAUUUCUGGAUUUUGAACAGGACAGUAACUUGAAGCAACGGAUCCAAAGCCUCCCCACGCCAGCUGGCAAGGAGAAGGAUUUGCCCUUUUUGAAAAGCUUGAGCUUGGAUAUGAACGAACCAUUCACUCUAUACCAGAUUCAGGAACGGAUGUCUUUGUUGGCUGACCUAUUGAUUGCGUUCAUGUCAAACCCAACACCGUUCCCUAUUCGUGUCCCCAUGGGUGCAAUCCAUGCAGUAUCUGAAGUUGUGAUGAGCAUCACAACCAAGUACUUGCCCAUUAAGCGCGAGUUGCGUCGUGAUGGCGAUCUCUCGUGCAUCAUCGAUGCGAUUAUCCCACAGGUCCAAUUCCAAAGUAUCCGUCUGUGGACCACGAUGGUUCGGUCCUUUGGCAAAUGUUGUCUGUCCAUCACCCCGGAGAUCUUGGCUUCCUUAGAAUAUUUUAUCCCAGUUAAGCCUAAGACCAACCAAAUCGAUUUUGACCAGUGUAAUGAGAUCAGAUUUGAGUUUCAAAGUGCGUUCCAAUUGAUUAACUUGCUGUUGGAGCACAUGGGCCACCAAUUUAGCGAAGUGGACCCGAUUAAUAAGUUCAUCGACGUUGCGCUGCAUUUGUCUGAGGACACUUUCCUGCUGAACCUACAGCCGCAGUUGACCAAUACUAAGAACGAUGUCAAGGGUAGCGCUGGGAACAGUGUCAAGAAGAACAAGAGGGAUAGUGGCAAGUCUGGUGCCGUCACAGACCUGUACACGAACCCAGAGCAGUUUAAGUCUGCAAAGACACUACACUGGAUGGACGACAUCAACAGGUUCCUGACUUUUGUCGUGAGCAACUGGCAACUGGCGUCUAAUGAGCAGAUCCGUGUGACGCGGUACGUUGUCUCGAAAGCGCUGAGUUGUCAAACACGGUUAGGGUACAUCCCCAAAUCGUUCAAGGAACUAUUGAGGUGUGUAGUGAUCCAUCCCAACAUGGAGAAUGCGUCCGUCCUGCCCAUCGUGGUAAGUCUUCUGAAGGACAGUAGUGAUGACGUUUUCGACAUGCUGUGUCACCCAAGGUUGCCCCUGGGCAUCGUCCAUGCCGUGCGAGGCAAGACACCGGUGCUCGAAGAGGACGUCCGUGUCGCGCAUCCAGCACCUGUGGAUGAGCACAAAGUGGCGGACUUACGUGUGGAAAGUGAUGCCCCUGUGCCAUCGGUCCCAAUGGAAUUGAACGUGAGACCUCGGUCAAGUGAGGAUAACGUUGAUAAGACGAACGUAUUCCAGAAGAGAACCGUCGCAGAGGUGGCGAAGGUGGACGAGGAAAUGCCCCAAAAGCGUGUUAAGAUCAACGAUUCAGUAGAGGAGUUUGAAUUUGACAAGAACGUUCCUGUGCAUGUUGUCACGGAGUCGAGUGAAGAAGUUGUAGAGGCUGACGCUGCUGAAGGAGAGCAGGAUGACGACGACGAUGACGACGACGACGAGUUUAUCAUUCCUGAGAUCGAACUAAGCGAUGCCGACGACGAAGAGUGA
This is a messenger RNA of Huiozyma naganishii CBS 8797, 2286 nucleotides long. It is a transcript of the gene RIX1, whose product is annotated as Rix1p. The transcript has a single exon. The record is from RefSeq and is a predicted model, not a curated record. Gene Ontology annotation, cellular component: nucleus. Gene Ontology annotation, biological process: rRNA processing. Bases 1 to 2286 code for a protein of 761 amino acids. Lineage: Eukaryota; Fungi; Ascomycota; Saccharomycetes; Saccharomycetales; Saccharomycetaceae.